AUGUUCGAAGUGGGCAGUUACCAUCCUGAAGGCGAUUCAUCCUUGUCUCUUAACCCACGCAUUCGGAGCCCAUCUCUCAUACAUUUCGCCGCAUGCGAUCCCAGCUUAAUACGUAGUCUGGAGUUACCAACACUGCAGAGCAUGCGUUUAAUACGCAGCGGAAUGGCUGAUGAAUUGGAAGUGUUGACUUCGCCGGACGCGCUCUCAGCUUUGCACGGUAUGCUCAGCCGUUCCCAGCGCUCCCUCACUCUCACCUGUCUCGUCAUCCACGAGGCAUACAUCGACAUGAACCUCAUCGGCAUAAUGGAAAUAUCCCCCCAAAUGACGUUCCUCUCUCUUCAUGUUUGCAACGGACGGUGGUCCCAAGCCUCAGAUGAAACGUACCGAAAACUACUUUCCCGCACGGCGGAAACUAUUGCGGACAACAGGCACAACAUUCUUCCGCACCUCCAAUUUUUUUAUAUGGACGUCACUAAUAAUCCGCACGAUGGGAAUAUCACUUUCGUCAAUCGUGGAUUCGUGGAGAUGGUUUCGUCACGGUGGUCAAAGUCACCUUUGAAGUCGGUUAUUACAAUUUUGAGUACUACACCCAGGAUACGGUUGAUCAGCCCGGGAAUGUUGUCGCGCGAGGAUGUACAGACUCUGAGGCAGUACCAAUCGGCAGGGUUAGAUAUCCAGGUCUGGGCUGAUGAUGAUGAUAGCAUGGAUCGGCGUCGUUAUGUGUGA
Guyanagaster necrorhizus is the source of this 726-nucleotide messenger RNA. RefSeq lists its product as uncharacterized. Bases 1 to 726 code for a protein of 241 amino acids. Lineage: Eukaryota; Fungi; Basidiomycota; Agaricomycetes; Agaricales; Physalacriaceae. The transcript has a single exon. The record is from RefSeq and is a predicted model, not a curated record.